AUAUUUUGUGUGUGUGUCGAACCUCUCCAUACGAACAGCUGUCAGCGGUGUAAAUAAAAUAUUUUCGAGCCAAAAUCAAACAUCGUAAAAUCACUCCAACCAGAUAAUUAUGUUGAAAUAAUGGAGGGAAUAUUAUGGAAAUGGACGAACUACUGGAACGGCUGGCAAACUCGUUGGUUCGUGUUGGAAAACGGCAAUCUAACAUAUUAUAAGUCUCAAGAAGAAGUCGCUCAGGGCUGCAAAGGUUCUCUCAAAGUACAGGCCUGUGAGAUCAAUGUUCACUCAAUUGAUACCACACGUCUCGAUCUCGUGAUCCCGGGAGAGCAACACAUUUAUCUCAAAGCUGCCACUUCACAAGAGAGACAACAAUGGCUCGUUGCACUAGGAAGUGCUAAGGCUUGUGUCCAUGGACACAGAAAGGAUGCCAGUGAGUCUAAAGUUAAUAGUUAUGAUGGAAAUCCAGAUGAACUUAGGACAAAAAAAUCUGAACUCCGAGUAUACUGUGACCUACUGAUGCAGCAAGUACAUGUAUUAAAAACAUUUUCUCAAAAUUCUGAACAGUUUGAUGAUGGUAAUAAUGAUCAAGUCAAGCCUGAUGCAGAAAAACUGGAUGAUGCCACAAGAUUAUUAGGAGCCACUUGUGAUACUUUUAUUAAGACUUUAGAAGAAUGCAUGCAAUUGGCAAAUGCUAAUGUAGUUUAUGACUUAACACAUAAAAAUGAUGGAAUUCUCUUACCCAAUGCAACAAAUCCAGCCACAAAGAAGAAAACUAUGAACAGAACAAAUUCAACAGACUCGAACUAAAAAUAUGUCUUUCUACUUAAUGUUAGUAAUACAAAAUUGAAUCCUAUAGUUUUGUUAUUUUUCUUUGUUAAAGAUCUCUAUUGUAAAAUAUUGUUUUAUAAUUUUA
Molecule: messenger RNA, 910 nt
Organism: Aethina tumida (small hive beetle)
Lineage: Eukaryota; Metazoa; Arthropoda; Insecta; Coleoptera; Nitidulidae
Product: pleckstrin homology domain-containing family A member 3
Exons: 6
Coding region: 121-804 (227 amino acids)
Biological process (GO): receptor recycling; endosome organization; retrograde transport, endosome to Golgi
Cellular component (GO): early endosome; recycling endosome; trans-Golgi network
Source: RefSeq, a predicted model, not a curated record